AUGGCCGAUCGAGAUCAACCUAAGACUCAGACUCAGACUCGGGUACCAUCGAAGCGUGCCCCGAGUGCACGGAAAACCGUUAAAUUCUUGACGGCGAUGACAAUGGGGACCGCACUAUCGCUUCUAUCGGGUCUGACUUUGACCGGGACUGUUAUAUGCCUGGUCAUAGCUACACCGGUUCUGGUUUUGUUUAGCCCAAUUUUAGUACCGGCGGCGAUAGUGUUAUUACUGGCAGCGACCGGUUUCUUACUCUCCGGUGGUUUUGGUGUGGCGGCGCUGACGGCUUUGGUCUGGAUUUAUGACUAUGUCACAGGGAAGCGUCCUCCGGGGUCGGACAAGCUUGAUUAUGCUAGGAUAAAGCUCGGUGGUAAGGCUAGAGAUAUGAGGGAGAGGGCUAGGGAGUAUGGGCAGAACGUGCAACAAAGAGCCCAGGUGGAAAUUGAAGGAUCUUGAAGCAGUAGUAGCGGCGUAGGUUUAAGCUAGCCUCUCUGCAUGGGUUCUUCUGUAUCUCUCUCUCUCUAGAUCUC
Molecule: messenger RNA, 527 nt
Organism: Macadamia integrifolia
Lineage: Eukaryota; Viridiplantae; Streptophyta; Magnoliopsida; Proteales; Proteaceae
Product: oleosin L
Exons: 1
Coding region: 1-453 (150 amino acids)
Biological process (GO): lipid storage
Cellular component (GO): membrane; monolayer-surrounded lipid storage body
Source: RefSeq, a predicted model, not a curated record